Molecule: messenger RNA, 345 nt
Organism: Scomber scombrus (Atlantic mackerel)
Lineage: Eukaryota; Metazoa; Chordata; Actinopteri; Scombriformes; Scombridae
Product: protein PF3D7_1417600-like
Exons: 2
Coding region: 1-345 (114 amino acids)
Source: RefSeq, a predicted model, not a curated record
AUGGAGGAGGUGAACAUGAAGGAGGUAAACAUGGAGGUAAACAUGGAGGAGGUAAACAUGAAGGAGGUGAACAUGGAGGAGGUGAACAUGAAGGAGGUGAACAUGGAGGUAAACAUGGAGGAGGUGAACAUGGAGGAGGUGAACAUGGAGGAGGUCAACAUGGAGGUAAACAUGGAGGAGGUAAACAUGGAGGAGGUGAACAUGGAGGAGGUGAGCUUAUUUUGGCGCUUUCUGUUGACGCCACUUCCUGCUUUGAGUAUAACCAAUCAGCACAGAGUAAACCUGAAGCCCCGCCCAGGAGUCUUUCAGGGCCGAACACAGUACCGACCCCGAGGCAGCGACUAG